Fulvia fulva is the source of this 3588-nucleotide messenger RNA. Its product is annotated as Cell division control protein 25. Gene Ontology annotation, molecular function: guanyl-nucleotide exchange factor activity; protein binding. The record is from RefSeq and is a predicted model, not a curated record. Gene Ontology annotation, biological process: Ras protein signal transduction; positive regulation of GTPase activity. The coding region runs from base 1 to 3588 and encodes 1195 amino acids. NCBI's taxonomy places the organism in Eukaryota, Fungi, Ascomycota, Dothideomycetes, Mycosphaerellales, Mycosphaerellaceae. The transcript is spliced from 5 exons. Gene Ontology annotation, cellular component: plasma membrane.
AUGGUCUCCGACUGCCGGCCUGCCUCACCACAUUACGACCAAGGACGACAACCAGCUCGAGCUUCACGUGAAAGAGGAGACACGCACGAGGGCGACAUAUCCAGCCAGCAAUCGUCGCAAACGAGGCGCGACAAUUACCCCUUUGCGCCGCGCAGGAUGAGCGGGCUGGCAGGCUCUCACACGGGUGGGCAACUUUACGUGCGCGCAUUAUACGACUACGAUGCGGAUGAUAGGACAUCUCUUUCAUUUCGGAGUGGAGACAUUAUCCAGGUCAUCACUCAACUGGAGAGCGGCUGGUGGGAUGGCGUGAUCCACGGCGUCAGAGGAUGGUUCCCAAGCAACUACUGCGCGGUGGUGGCACCUCCAUACGAAGAUGGCAUGGACAACACAAUACGAGGCGAUUCCGAAGCAGAAGAGUCAGAGGAAGAGUACGUCGAGCAGGAGGCAGAGCAUCCCGCGAAUCGCGUGUCGGACAACAACGAGACUGCGACUGUGAACCAAGAGGAAGCGGCGUUCUGGAUACCUCAGGCUACACCAGAUGGCAGGCUGUUCUACUUCAACACUCUCACCGGCGAGAGCACAAUGGAGCUACCCCUCGAAGCACCCACGUCUGCGAAUGAGACUGGACCGAGAGAUCGCACCAAUAUAUUCAUCCCGGACCAGACUAGACCGCCCGCAGACUUCAUGUCAUCUGGCUAUGAGCGCGACGAUGAUACCGAUUAUGCUUCCGCGUCAGAAGCUGAAGACGCGUCCCUCACACAAGGAUCAAAGGCCUCGAGCCAUCGACGCAGGCGUUCUUAUUUGUCUGACGGUGUAUCACCUGCGACGUCCAUGGAUUCUCUGAGCCAAGUCGAUCCGCUGAGCCGCUCUCGCACAAAUCUCACGGAAGCAAGCAACAUGUCGCUUUCGGCGAUGCAGCAGGGUAUUCCACCCGUUGGUACCACCAUGACCUCUUUCGCUAAUGCACCGACUGGCGGAUCGAGCACCUCGUUGUUACCUCGGCGAUUCUUCGACGAUGCGCACGCUGUUCCUUUGACCUGGAAUACUAUGGUAGAAGACAUGCGACGCGCGGUGCAACGAUAUCGUGAGGUCGUCAGCGCUGGGGAGCGGUCAGAGUUCGUUCGCAAAGCUGAGGAUAUCUCCGACCACCUCCGUCUAUUGCUUGCUGCCGGCUCUGGAACGACGGACAACCACAGCGGCAACCCUUCCAUCAUUUCUACCAACAAGGCCCUUUACCCACACUUCAGAGAGAUGAUGUCACGCUUCUCCAAGUUGGUGCUGUCUUCGCACAUUGCCGCAGCAGACUUCCCUGCUCCAGACUCCACUCAGAAGUGCUUGCAUGAGGCUGAGGGUGUGCUCCAUGGGGUGUACGGCUUCGUUGAGGUCGCGCGCCAGCAGCGUGGCGAAGAGAUUCCCCGCCUGACGCCAGGCUUCGUUAUGGGCAGUAAGACUGCCGGUAAUUGGCAGAGCAACGGACUUGACCCGCGAGAUCGCAAUGGAUCCAUGUCCUUCAUGGACGAUGAGCACGACACCUCCACAGAACCCACUGCCACUCUUGACGCUGAACUUCUUUCGCGACUUGACGACCUCAAGCGGCUCAUUGUAUCCAGCAUUCGAAGACUCGACGAACAUCUCGUGCUGCGGGAUAAACUCAUCACACAUCACAAACACCGACAGAUUGGCGACGCGAUAUGCAGGUCUGGCACACAAGUGAUUGAGGUCUGUCGGCCAUACAUGUCCACGAUCGAGUCCGUCAACUUGCAACCACUUCAUUCACCGCUACAGACCCCUCAGCUGAACGACUUCGCCGAGCACAAGCAGAGGUUUUACGACUCCACUGCGGACCUCAUCGUCGCGUGCCAGAUUGUUGCAAGCCCACUUGGAGACGAAUGGGCAGAGAUCAGGGGACCAUCUCUUGAAGAGCGGUUGACUCGCCUGAAGUCUGUUGGCCGAGACCUGGACACUGCUACUAACCAGAUCUACUUCUCCCUACAACUCCUCUCAGAGCUGAUACCACACGACUCGAACAAGGAACACCGCCUCACAGAUGGAGGCGCGCCAUUCGAGCAGCAGGUGAAGAACAAGAACCACUUGCGACCAACUCUUGCGGACAUUGGCACAUCAAAGUCCUACUCCGAAGGCACAAACGCACCUCCACCAUCUGCGCGCAGUGCAGAAAGCUCCAACAGUUCGAAGGUCGAGCGCUUUUUUGGGCAGGUGCCUGCUGCCAACGCGCCAGGUCGCGACUCCGAAGAGAUGCCCGACUACUUGCGGCUGGACCACGAAGGUGAGAUUGCUUACGACAUCAAGGUAGAUCCACCGCAGCUGCGAGGAGGUACUCUGGUUGGUCUGGUGGAACAGCUGACGCGACACGACCGACUGGAUUCGCCCUUCAACAACACUUUCCUCCUGACGUAUCGGUCAUUCACCUCGGCGGAAGAGCUCUUUGAGCUACUCGUAAAGCGAUGGACGAUACAGCCCCUGUACGGCUUGACUGGACAAGAUAUGCAAACAUGGAUCGACAAGAAACAGAAGCCGAUCAGAUUCAGAGUGGUCAACAUUUUGAAGUCGUGGAUGGACAACUAUUGGAUGGAGGCGAACGACGAGGUCAGCCAGAAAUUGCUGCAGCGCGUUCACACUUUCGCAAAAGAUACUGUCCAGUCGACAAGCACACCUGGAGCUGUGCCUUUGAUCGCCGCGAUCGAGCAACGACUACGUGGCCAGGACUCGUCGAAUAAGCGACUAGUCCUUACAUUGAACUCACAAGCGCCGGCGCCGAUCAUACCGAAGAACAUGAAGAAGCUCAAGUUCUUAGACAUUGAUGCGCUGGAGUUCGCGCGACAGCUGACGAUAAUCGAAUCGAAGCUUUACGGAAAGAUCAAGCCCACGGAAUGCUUGAACAAGACCUGGCAGAAGAAGCUCGCGCCGGGAGAGGCAGAUCCAGCGGAGAACGUGAAGGCACUCAUCCUUCACUCUAACCAGCUUACAAACUGGGUCGCGCAGAUGAUUCUCACACAAGCCGACGUCAAGAGACGUGUUGUGGUCAUCAAGCACUUUGUCUCGAUCGCCGACAAGUGUCGAACACUCAACAACUUCUCUUGCCUGACAUCCAUUAUCUCUGCGCUAGGCUCGGCACCGAUCCAUCGACUGAAUAGGACGUGGUCUCAAGUCAAUGCUAGGACGACCGCGACACUGGAAUCGAUGCGCAAACUAAUGGGCUCCACGAAGAACUUCUUGGAGUACCGCGAAUCGCUACACAAGGCGAACCCGCCCUGCAUCCCAUUCUUCGGUAUCUACCUGACAGAUUUGACGUUCAUCGAAGACGGUAUUCCUGGCAUCAUCAAGAAGACACAAUUGAUCAACUUCGCCAAGCGAGCGAAGACCGCAGAGGUCAUCCGCGACAUCCAGCAGUACCAGAAUGUGCCGUAUGGACUACAGUCUGUGCCCGAGCUCCAGGACUACAUUCUUCGUAACAUGCAGAGUGCUGGAGACGUGCAUGAGAUGUACGAGCGCAGUCUGCAGGUAGAGCCGCGUGAGAGGGAGGAUGAGAAGAUCGCGAGAUUGUUGUCAGAAUCGGGUUUCUUGUAG